This is a messenger RNA of Paramormyrops kingsleyae, 3111 nucleotides long. RefSeq names its product haloacid dehalogenase-like hydrolase domain-containing 5. Gene Ontology annotation, cellular component: mitochondrion. The record is from RefSeq and is a predicted model, not a curated record. Gene Ontology annotation, biological process: glycerophospholipid biosynthetic process. NCBI's taxonomy places the organism in Eukaryota, Metazoa, Chordata, Actinopteri, Osteoglossiformes, Mormyridae.
AUUCUGCAGACCGAAUGGAAUGCUUAUAUAACUGAAGGACUGCAGCGCUUGUUGUCUCAAAGCGGGGUCUCUUGAAGAUUCGCAUAAACCGAAUAGUAAGACCACCGACACGAUGUCGGUCUGUUUCUGCAGGUUGAAAACGCUUGGUUUACAAACGGUAGAAAAUAUCGAUGGGUAGAAUUACUGAUUUGCUCCAUGGUAUGGUAAUUUAGACAAUAUAGGACAAUCCAUUAUUUAUUUAUUUUAAAUACCUUUUCAAGUCUACACUACAACGCAGGUUUUGAUGAACAUUUUGAGAAGACACGAGUUUAUUUUUUUAUCUUUUUUCUCCGAGCAGUACUGCGCAAAGUAAAACUUUUUGUCUUAAUGUGACCCAUCAUCAGAGCUGAUUAUUGUUCUAUUAAAUGUCGUGUGAUUUGCGCAAUAUGGCAGGGAAUGUUUCUGCCCCCAUUAUUGCCCCUAUAAUGAGUAUUUCCCACCCCCGUGCGGUGUGGGGACUCCUCCUCUUCUGUCGUCAUCUGGCCUUCCCUUCAUCUAUGGAGGAAGAGGACAGGAAAGAAAAAGCCGAUCACAUCAAGCUGCUGUUUUGCGGGGGGGGGGACUGUAUUGUCCCAGUUCCUCAGUCAGAAAUGAAAGCUUUGUUAUCUUUUUACCAGGCAGUUAACGACUUGUGCAGCCGGCAAGUCGGGCGAGGGACUCGGUUCCUACAGCUCGGACCCCGCGGGUCUCCGUCUGACAGCGAGAUCUCUCCUAGCUUCGGUCUGCUGUUUGACAUCGAUGGUGUGCUCGUCCGGGGGAAGACGCCAAUUCCGGCUGCCAAGAGAGCUUUUCAAAAGCUGAUCAACUUGCAGGGCCAGUUUGUGGCUCCUAUUGUUUUUGUCACAAAUGCAGGGAACUGCCUUCGGCAGACGAAAGCAGAUCAGCUGUCGCAUCUCCUGGGGGUGCGGAUCACCCAGGAUCAGGUCCUGAUGUCACACAGUCCUCUGCGAAUGUUCAGGAAGUACCAUGAGAAGUGUGUUUUGGUGUCUGGGCAAGGCCCAGUUCUGGACAUUGCCAAGAACUUGGGUUUCCAGAAGGUGGUCAGCAUUGACAUGCUGAGGGAGGCCUUUCCACUCCUCGACAUGGUCGAUCACAGCCGACGACCGAAACUUCCAGUGAGUUCAGAGAUCAAAUCCAGCUGCCGAGCUGCUUCAUCCUCCAUUGUAAAUCUACCUAAUAUUGAAGCUGUCAUCCUCUUUGGGGAGCCCAUUCGAUGGGAGACAAACCUGCAGCUGAUCAUCGAUGUCCUGCUGACUAAUGGAAACCUAAGCAGUCCGCAUCAGACCUUGAAGGUCCCUCACAUUCCUCUGCUGGCCUGCAACAUGGACCUCAUAUGGAUGGCAGAAGCCCAAUCACCACGAUUUGGCCAUGGAACUUUCCUGGUCUGUCUAGAGAACAUCUAUAAAAAGAUAACUGGAAAAGACUUGAAAUAUGAGGCCUUAAUGGGCAAGCCUGGUGAGCUGACCUACCAUUAUGCUGAGCACCUAAUCAGGGAGCAGGCAGCCAGGAGAGACUGGAAAAGACCUGUCCAUUCCCUUUAUGCUGUCGGAGACAACCUCAUGACUGACAUCUAUGGUGCUAACAUGUACAACCGCUACCUGGAAGAGCGGACUGCUCACAAGCGUUCACAAGCGGUGGCCAAGGUGUGGGGUGGCAUUGGGUCCUCUACCGCACUGCCCCAUGAAGACAAUGUGGAUGGUGCCUGGGAGAACAUGCUGGCUGCCCCCUCUGCCACCUCCUGUAAGUCCAUCCUGGUCUGCACUGGUGUCUACAACCCACACAUGGAGGUACCUCCCAGUGCCGGUCACAGCAUCAGGGAGACUGUGUUCCAUGGCCACCGUGACCUCUGCUUCGACCCAUCACUGGUUGAACCCAACUAUGUGGUGCAGGAUGUAGAUGCUGCUGUAGAACUUAUAUUUGAAAAGGAAAAGUUUAAGAUUCAGUAAGAUGCAUGGGUCAAGGGUCUGCCUUUAGUAGGGACGCUGUCCAAUCAGAAGUGUCAUCAUGUGACCCCCCAACCUCCAAAAGAGAGUUUAAUAAUUUCCCCUUUGGAAGGCCAAGAGGAUGAUUCACACUGUAUUGUACCUGAAUUCUCUUACACAAAACUACUUGCUUCCCAUCUGUAGUGUUAAAUUAAGGGCGAUGGGAGAAAUUGAAACCAUAUUAGUGGGCAAAGUUACUACUACAUUUUGUGAAGCGUGAGAAGGUUUUAGUUCUAUAUGUUAUUAUUCAUAUAAAUUUGAACAUGUUGCAUUAGCUUCUCAGAGCCUAUAAUAUGGUAGCCGUCUCGGAAUUAUGGGUAUUUUAAAUGUGAUUUUAAAAAUGAAUAUUCAUUCUCUGGGGAAUCUUCAUAGUUUGUAGUCUUUUGCAAUACAAAGGACAAUGAAAAUAUAACAAUUUAAACCAGUCUGUUAAUGUAGAAAUGUUUCAUUUUUUAUUCCUAAUGCUGGUACUGAGAAAUUUUACAUUUGUAAAGCAUCCAAACAUUUCUUCUCAUUACUUAACUCCUUAACAAACCAAGCUGCUUCUGUCUUUAUUCUCUGCCAUGUGACACUGUCUGACUGCAUGUGGCUAUCUUCCAUUAAAAGACUGCAAAGACCUCUCCACUAUAAAGCUCAUUGUGGUCUUGUGCUACUGUGUACCAAUAUGUAUCUGAUCUAUAGCUCUCCAAUGGGUUGAGCUCAAAGUAUCAUAAACUGUGGACAACAACUGGAGUAACUGAUCUCAGGAAACUGUAAGUGCCACCUUCAUCCUAAAGAUACUGGUGUUUUCCAGGCAUGGAAAUCAAAGGAUUUGUUAGUGUUAUUCAUCCUUGUUUGGAAAUACGAGUCCUUCCUCUUUUGAAGGGAAGCAGUUUUUAGUUAAACAAGCUGUUAUGUGCAAAAUGUAUAAAGACUGCUGUUUGUAUUCUUGGUACAUAAACAGAACUGCUGUUGUUUACAUAAUUAUAAGCUUCCUGCUAUAUUAAUGCUGUUAUUUUGCAAGUCCUAGAACUUUUAAAUGACAUGUUGAGGGGAAAAUGUCUAUUUUGUUGAUUUAUAUUAAAUUGCAGUAUUUUCGCAGUUUGGUUAA